This is a messenger RNA of Anopheles gambiae (African malaria mosquito), 3896 nucleotides long. RefSeq names its product serine protease grass. Gene Ontology annotation, molecular function: serine-type endopeptidase activity. Gene Ontology annotation, biological process: proteolysis. NCBI's taxonomy places the organism in Eukaryota, Metazoa, Arthropoda, Insecta, Diptera, Culicidae. The transcript is spliced from 4 exons. The coding region runs from base 2301 to 3704 and encodes 467 amino acids. The record is from RefSeq and is a predicted model, not a curated record.
UUGCCGGUUGGACGGGAAACAGUGCGCGAAGUGGAUGGAAAUGUCUCUCUCAAAGAUACCGAUUUGCCGAAUUUGCCUCACGAACGAUGAGCUGCAGGUGUCGCUGUUUAGCGAAUACGCCCAGCGGAAGCUGCUGCUAACCAAAAUACGCGUCUGUUUGCCGAUAACUAUCACUCACGCGGAUACGCUGCCGGUAACGAUCUGCAGCCAGUGCAUCAUUCGGUUGGAGCAGUUCUACGAAUACUACUGCAAAUCGGAAACGUCACAACGGAUUCUGACGGAAGGAACCGGUAUACUCUCCCGCCCGCGUAAAACGCCACCGGAAAGUUAUACGCUUAGUGUCACAGGGACCGAGAACGGAGAGGCGAGUGGCCCGGUGGUCGAACAGAUGGACCCGAUUCUGACUCAAUCGCCGCAGGUCAAAGGACCGGUAGUACAGAAAGAGAUGCAAUCCAAUGCGUCGGGUUCGCCGGAUGCGACCUUAAGCUUUUUGCAGCAGGGAACCAGAAAACGAAAGGGCAAGAAAUCAUCGACGCAGAAUACAUUCUAGACAUUAUCGAACCGGUUUGUCUUUCAUAGCUAAGUCUAGUAAUAAAUGAUUGCCAAUCCAUAAGGUACUAAUAUCCAACCGUAUGCGUUAGCACAAACCCACUGUAUAGAGAUGGGUUGGCCAGAAUUUAGCGAUCCUUGUUAAAGGCAACUGUGUAGUGGUGGGAGCUCGGAAUCGGACCCACCCGAUUUGAAGCCAAUUCUGAUUUCGGAGUCAAUUCCGAUGUACGAGCCGAUUUUGGAACUAAUUCCGGAGCCAAUUCUGGAAUCGAUUCCGCAAACUUAUUCCGGACCUACUAUCCGGAAUCGAUUCCAGAAAACUGCGGAGCUAGCCGGAAUCAAUUCCGACGAAAUCUUCAUUUUUCCCAUCGCUACAAACGUGUCCUUCAUAAAAAAAACUUACCUGCAUUGUGUUCUUUAAAAGGAUUCAUAUUUUUUAGUAUUUUCCUUGUAAAAUUUACAUAAACCUAAGUAUAAGUACAGUAUUUGAGAUGAAUUCUGCAUUAGAUGUAGAUUAUUAUUAUUAUUUGAUGUGGUACGAAUUAGUAGAGUUUGCUGAAUUUAAUUUAUUUUCCAGCAAGCAACAAUUAGGGGAUAUAUUUGAAAAUGGUCUUUUUACCGUUUCUUUCUAUUAAUUAGAAACAGGAUUGAAUUUUUAUUCAUGAAGGAAAUAGAAUUGUGAAAAAAGACAUUUUACAUUAAGCUCAAUUAUACGAAAUGUAUCUUCUUUUCGAUAUCAUUAUAACUAAUUCAAGAAUUCCAAUUUAAAUGCCAACAUAAUGAGAACUUCAAGAACUUCCCGGCAUAGCUGUGGUUUGAAUCUUCUUUUCCUCCAAAGAACCAGUUGAUGAGUCAUUACGAUUGCGAUAUUUUUGGAGAAAUAGAGCUGCAGUUUUCUCAACUGCCAACGGUUUCUCGUUGUUUGGGACACACAUACACACACAUUUGUAAUCUAAAUUCUGGUAAAUUCACAAACAACUGUGAAUCUGCCUUCAACCAUCCCGAUAGUACUGUUGCAAUAACGUCCAUUGGUGUAACAAACUGCAGACUUGCCGGUUGUGCAUUCUUAUCAACGAUGUGGAGCAUUGGUCGGACUGCACAGACACGAAGGUCUCUAAAGUAUGCGUAAAACUGCCGUGAUUGCUCAUGCUGUGCCAACAGAAUCUGUUUAGAACGAUUAACGUGGGAGAAAAUGUGUCUUCCUGGGUCAUUCAGAAAAUCACCUCAAACAUAUGAUGAUGCUCUUGCAAGGAAUCACCAUAACGGAGGAGAACCAUUCGUUUCUUGUUAAUUAUUAUCUGAUUCAUUCCCAUUGCGCCAUUGGUUGUCAUUCGUGAGGGCAAUCCUUUUCUUUUUGCCACGAUUUGUCGCGAGUAGAAAUCCCCAAUAUGCUGGAAGAAACGAACCCACCCAGCACCGGCCGGUCUGACCCACAGAUGGGUAAAGAAAUGUACGCCUCCUCUCCUCUCCAGUGACAACCACCUUCGCAAGCCUUGCCGCUGAUCGGACGGGCCUCCUUCUUCAAGAUAAUAAUAUGCUAACAAGUAGCAACAUUCUCACUCAUUCGUGUCUCCCACCCCGAUUCCCCGCUCGAUUGUGCGUGUGAACUCACACUUCGCACAAGAAAAAUCCCCAUUCGACUCUCGUUCGCUCGUUAGCGCGAGUUUGCCAUUCAUUCAGCCCUGACUUGAAGUUCAGUUCAGUCGGACUUGACGAGUGCUACGGUGUGGUUCAGUGCUAACGGAAACAGAAUGAUUUCCGCAAACGUAUUCUCGGUGAUCGUCGCGACAUUGGUGUUUGGAACGUUUGCAGGGGAAGCUUUGCAAAUUGGUUGUAGCGAUCCGGACGAACGCUGCCUUCCGAUCCGCCACUGUUCGCCAGUGUACAGGCGCAUCGAAAAGAACGAACAUUUGACAAACGCCACGUUCAUGAAGGAGAUACAUCGCAAAACCUGUCAGCCGGUUGUACAGCAGGACACGAAAACCCACAUUUGCUGCCGCAAGCGCCACAUCGGCUGCCGGCUGAAUGGGAAACCGGGUGCUUGCUUGCUGCGUGAGCAGUGCCCAACACUGCAGACGACUACCGAGCGGAAGCUGAUGCAAAAUCCGGAGCUGAACCUGUGCUACGUGCACGACCGAAGGCAUUACUUCUGCUGUACUGAUCCGUACUGUGCCACGCACAAAAAGCUCUGCGAACAGGAGGCAGCGCCUCCGCAAGCAAAACAACCCGCCUCCACCUUUCCCCGCUGUACGGGCGCGAACGGUGAGGCGGGUUCGCUAGUUCCCGCCGUGCUGUGUGGCGGCCAGCCGCCCCGCCCCAGCAAGCGAUCCGUCGAUCAGCGGACUUGCUGCGUACCGCCGGCACAGCCGAACCGGCUCGUUUCCCACCCGAACGCAGCGAAACUGGCUCGCCUGCCGUGCGGUACGAUCGGGCUGCUGGUCAAAAUCCAGGACGGUACGUACGCGCAGCGUGGGGAAUUCCCGUGGAUGGCGAAUCUGGUUUACAAGCAGAAGGCGAUCUGCAGCGGCACGCUGAUUCAUCCCUCGUACGUACUCACCGCUCGGCACUGCAUCAACGGGGGGCUGGUUCGCGUUCGGCUCGGGAAGCACGAUCUGCUGGAAAAGCCCGAAUGCCCGCCCGGCACGACGGCGGGGGGCGUGGACUGUCCGCAGCUUCAUGUGCAGGAGAUUGCUAUCGCGCAGAAAAUGCGCAGCCACACGCACGACGUCGGACUGCUCCGGCUGGUCAAGCCGGCCGAUGUGGCGGGCGAGCUGGUACGGCCGAUCUGUCUGCCGGUGUACGCGUCCCUGCGCAUGCACCUACCGCCCUCGGUUACCAUCACAGGCUGGGGACUGACGGAGAAGGAGAAGCCGGCAACCGUGCUGCUGAAAGCGCACACCUCGCUGCUGAUGGAUGAUCCGGCCUGCGCCAAGGACUAUAUGAUCUGCGCCGGUGGCACUAGCCACAGCAAUCACUGUGGCGGUGACUCGGGCGGACCGUACCAAGCGCUCGGUGUGUACGAUGGCAAGUCGCGGUACGUGCAGUACGGCAUCAUCUCGGACGGGCCGGCCUACUGCUCCAAUCCGGACCGUCCCAGUCGCGGUGUGCUGGUGGGGUACGUUAUGGACUGGAUCCUGGACAAUAUGGCGUUGUAAGGGAAAGACAACGAGCGAGCGAGAGAGUGAAUGGGUGAGUGAGUGAGAGAGUCAGUGGUUUCCGGUCUCAAAUGAAUCAUUAAAAAUGCUCAUAGAUUUUACGUACCCAGUUGCCAUACGUUAUAAGCAGUAUAUAUGAAUGCGAAGUUGAAUGAAUAAAUUGACUGUUUUCUCGUCUUCGCUUACACGAAA